AUGAAAAUAAUCACAUAUGCGGACGACAUAUUAUUAUUGGUCGGAGCUGUGAGACCACCCACUGCCUUCAAAAGGAUCGAAGGUGCACUCGACCUUCUGUCAAGUUGGGCAUCGUUGUAUGCGUUGGAAUUCUCGGCCAGCAAAAGCCAACUGAUGUCUAUAAAAGGCGGCCUUAAACCGGGAUACUCAGUCAGCUUUGGUACAGCGCCUGACGCCGGUAGAAUAGAAUCGACAGCUACGGCAAAAUAUUUGGGUGUCAUCCUGGAUCCCAAUAGGAGUUACUGGGCCCACAUAGAGGCCAUCAGCAAAAAGUCCAAAGAUAUGUACAGACGACUAAGGGCACUCAGGUCGGCAAACUGGGAGCUUAGCCGGACCACGGCGCGCAUUAUUUACAAAGGCGUCUUCUUGCCCAGAAUUACUUAUGCUGCUGAGGCGUGGAAGGUUAGUUAUAAGCCAGAAGGUGCUAAACAGCGCACAGAGAGCCCCGCUACUGGCCAUUACAAGCGCUUACAAGACGGCUUCUACGAACUGCCUCGCAGCGGUUGCGGGCACAUUACCACUCGACCUGGAAAUCCGUCAGAAUGUCAACAGACGCGAACUCAGGGAAAAUAA
Messenger RNA from Macrosiphum euphorbiae (potato aphid), 612 nucleotides. Lineage: Eukaryota; Metazoa; Arthropoda; Insecta; Hemiptera; Aphididae. The record is from the annotation of a GenBank genome assembly.